Molecule: messenger RNA, 1935 nt
Organism: Papilio machaon (common yellow swallowtail)
Lineage: Eukaryota; Metazoa; Arthropoda; Insecta; Lepidoptera; Papilionidae
Product: probable 4-coumarate--CoA ligase 3
Exons: 9
Coding region: 70-1842 (590 amino acids)
Biological process (GO): fatty-acyl-CoA biosynthetic process; long-chain fatty acid metabolic process
Molecular function (GO): long-chain fatty acid-CoA ligase activity
Source: RefSeq, a predicted model, not a curated record
GCCAAAACGCAACGCAAACCGUUUGUUUGUUAUUUGCGCGCCGUUCUUCUACUGAUACGUUCUUUAACCAUGUCCCUCAGUAAAUUCUUCAAUUCUUUGGCUAAACAACUUUUUAAAAUUAAACCAUAUAAAAGUUUCAGAAAACAAAAAACAUGGCGUUCGUUUCCAAAUUCUCGCGCUUUUUCCCGCGCAUUCGGAACGCAAACUGCACCGGAUUUUGAUAGUACAAUUUUAAAUUCGCCUUGGGGUGAAAUUAAAGUUGGGAACGAAACUUUAACUGAAUAUGUGUUUAGUGAUUAUGAGCUAUGGGACGACAAACCAUCUGUGACAUGUGGCGUUUCUGGUCGUUCAUACCCAUACGGUAUGCUGAGGAUGAUGGUGGAGAAAUGCGCGAUGGCUCUCCUGGGACACAUGCGCCUGUCUCCUGGUGAACGUAUCGGGUUAAUUCUACCUAAUAUCCCGGAAUUCGCUGCUCUUAUACACGGUGCAAUCCGGGCAGGAUUAGUCGUUACUUUCGCUAACCCGUUGUAUACCGCCGAGGAAGUCCGGAGACAGUUUACGGAUUGUGGUGUCAAAGCCAUUGGGACUAUAGAGAUGUUUAUGCCACUCGCGCUCGAGGUCAGCAAGUCACUUAAGGACUACAAGGGAACUAUCUGGGUGGGAGGUGACGAUGAUAAAGUUAAAGGUAUAUUUGGUCUCCGUUCACUACUAAUGGCGGACCACACGACCGAUUUGCCGGAGUUGAACUGUGACGAGGUCUGUCUUAUUCCCUACUCCAGCGGCACAACUGGCAUGCCUAAAGGCGUAAUGCUGACACAUGCCAACCUCGUGUCCAAUUUGAAGCAGGCCAAGUGUCCCAAGAUCAUGAAGUAUCAAGGAGAAAAAGGGCACGGCGAUGUAAUCCUGACUGUUCCUCCGUUCUUCCAUAUCUACGGAUUCAAUGCAGUUCUCAACUACAACCUAAGUCUAGGUUACCACAUCGUUUCUAUACCUAAAUUCACUCCAGAAGACUACAUCAAAUGUUUAGUAGAAUACAAACCGACGACACUGUUCGUAGUGCCAUCUCUACUGGCCUUCCUCGCCACGCAUCCUCUGGUGAAGAAGGAACACCUGCAGUCAGUGCAGACAAUAAUGGUGGGUGCGGCCCCCACCACCGACAGCAUGCUAGAGAAAUUCCUGCUCAAAUGCGAAAAGACUAAAGACGAAAUCAAAUUGUUACAAGGUUACGGUAUGACAGAGAGCUCGCCUGUCACUUUGAUGACGCCAUACAUCUAUCCAUACAACAAGGUGGGGUCAGUGGGUCAGCUCAUACCCAGCACUCAGGCCCGCAUCGUCUCCCUCACUACUGGGGAUAACUUACACGCCCACAAGUCAGGGGAACUGUAUCUAAGGGGACCGCAGGUAAUGAAAGGUUACUGGAACAACGAGACGGCGACGCGGGAGACGGUGGACGACGAGGGCUGGCUGCACACUGGAGACGUCGCAUACUACGACGAGGACCACUACUUCUACAUCGUCGACCGCACCAAGGAGCUCAUCAAAGUUAAAGGCAACCAGGUAUCUCCAACAGAAAUAGAGAGCGUAAUAAUGGAACAACCUGAAGUAGCCGAUGUAGCUGUGGUAGGAAUACCUGAUGCUCUCGCGGGCGAAGUUCCCAAAGCAUUCGUAGUACUUAAAGCGAAUCAUAAACUAACAGAGAAACAAAUCUACGACGUUGUGGCACAAAAGUUAACCAAAUAUAAACACCUCGAAGGCGGUGUAGCAUUUCUACAUUCAAUACCAAGAAAUGCAGCUGGAAAAAUAUUGAGGAAUGAACUUAAAGUUCUAGGUUCAAAGAAGUAGGUUUAUUUAUAUAGUAAAUUGAUUCAGUGCACGUGCACUAUAUGUAGAUAUUUUUUUUGUAUAGUUAGUUAUGUUUGUAAUUUUAAGAUAGUA